Messenger RNA from Cucumis melo (muskmelon), 3115 nucleotides. RefSeq names its product putative receptor-like protein kinase At3g47110. Bases 38 to 3049 code for a protein of 1003 amino acids. Gene Ontology annotation, molecular function: protein binding; protein kinase activity; ATP binding. The record is from RefSeq and is a predicted model, not a curated record. Gene Ontology annotation, cellular component: plasma membrane. NCBI's taxonomy places the organism in Eukaryota, Viridiplantae, Streptophyta, Magnoliopsida, Cucurbitales, Cucurbitaceae. Gene Ontology annotation, biological process: protein phosphorylation. The transcript has 2 exons.
CUCUCUCCUCUUUCACAAUUCUCAUUUUCACAUAGACAUGGCUACUCCUUGUCAAAUUCUUCAGUUCAUUAAGGCUAUAACUCUCUUGAACUGUGUAUUCCUUAGUCUUGGGUCUACCAUGCAAAGCAUCCACACUGACAAAAUAGCAUUGCUUUCAUUCAAGUCUCAACUAGACUCAUCAACUGUCAGCUCUCUAUCCUCAUGGAACCAAAAUUCAUCGCCUUGCAACUGGACUGGUGUCAACUGCAGCAAAUAUGGCACCAAAAGAGUAGUUGAACUUCGUCUUUCCGACAUGGGACUGUCAGGUUUCAUAGAUCCUCAUAUUGGAAACCUUUCUUUCCUUCAAUCUCUUCAACUUCAAAACAAUUAUUUCACAGGAUCAAUCCCUAUACAAAUUCAUCAUCUUUUGCAUCUGAGAAUUGUAAAUAUGAGUUCCAACAACUUACAGGGAGGGAUAAUUUCCGUGAACUUCAGCUCAAUGCCUGCCCUGGAGAUUCUUGACUUGUCAUCAAAUAAUAUCACAGGUCGACUUCCUGAACAGUUGGGUUGUUUAACCAAACUAAAAGUCUUGAACUUGGGAAGAAACCAACUCUAUGGCACGAUUCCUGCAACCUUCGGGAAUAUCUCUUCCCUUGUUACCAUGAACUUGGGGACCAACUCUUUGAGUGGAUCCAUUCCAAGUCAAGUGGGUGACCUUCAAAAUCUCAAACAUCUUGUGCUUCGUCUCAAUGAUCUCUCUGGUGAGGUUCCACCUAAUGUGUUCAACAUGUCUUCACUACUCACCCUUGCCUUACCUUCAAACAGACUACGGGGAACAUUUCCAGUUAACAUUGGAGACAAUCUCUCCAAUCUUGAAGUAUUGCACCUUUGCUUCAAUCAAUUUACUGGAACAAUCCCUCACUCAAUCCACAACUUGACAAAAAUUCAAGUCCUGCGCUUUGCUCACAAUCACUUAAGUGGAACACUGCCACCAGGUUUGGAAAAUCUCCAUGAACUUUCGUAUUACAAUAUUGGAUCAAAUAAAUUUUUUAGCGUGGGUGAUAAUGGACUUAGUUUCAUAACUUCUUUGACAAACAACUCGCAUCUCAGGUACCUUGCAAUUGAUGAUAAUCAGUUGGAGGGUAUGAUUCCAGAUACCAUUGGAAAUCUUUCAAAGGAUAUCUCUAUAUUGAACAUGGGAGGGAAUCGUAUGUAUGGCAGUAUACCCUCUUCAAUAUCGAAUUUGCGUGGCUUGUCCAUGCUAAAUUUGAGUGAAAACUUGUUAUCAGGGGAAAUUAUACCUCAAAUAGGUAAGUUGGAAAAGCUAGAAAUACUUGGUCUGGCCAGGAAUCGAUUUUCUGGUAACAUCCCAAGCUCUAUGGGAAAUCUCCAUAAGUUGAUUGAAGUUGAUUUGUCAGGAAACAAUUUGAUUGGUAAAAUACCAACAUCUUUUGGGAACUUUGUGAAUUUAUUCUCGUUGGACUUUUCCAACAAUAAGUUGGAAGGAAGUAUACCGAAAGAGGUUCUCAGUUUGGCUCAUUUAAGCAAGGUUCUAAAUCUAUCCAAUAACCAUUUUAGUGGGUCUCUGCCUAAAGAAAUUGGGUUACUAAAGAAUGUCAUUGCCAUCGAUAUCUCUAAUAAUCGUAUCUCUGGUGAUAUUGUACCUUCAAUCAGUGGUUGCAAAAGCUUAGAGAAACUGAUAAUGGCCAGGAAUGAAUUCUUUGGUCCAAUCCCGGUAACUUUUAAAGAUCUUAAAGGCAUCCAACAUCUUGAUCUCUCUUCAAACCGUCUUUCAGGCCCCAUUCCUUAUGCGCUUCAAGAUAUAGCAGGCCUUCAAUAUUUGAAUCUCUCUUUUAAUAACCUGGAGGGAGCAGUCCCUAUGGGUGGAGUGUUUGAAAGGAUUGGCAGUGUUUAUUUAGAAGGUAAUCCAAAGCUUUGCUUGUACUCUUCAUGUCCAAAAAGUGGUUCUAAACAUACCAAAGUAAUUAAAGUCGUUGUUUUUACCGUUGUAUUUACAACACUAGCACUCUGCUUUAUCAUUGGUAUGCUGAUCUAUUUUAAGAGGAACAAAUCAAAGAUUGAACCAUCGAUUGAGUCGGUGAAGAGGCAACAUGAAAUGGUUACUUAUGGUGGACUGCGUUUGACAACAGAAAAUUUCAGUGAGAAAAAUUUGAUUGGAAAAGGAAGUUUUGGCACAGUGUAUAGGGGAAGUUUAAAAGGAAUCCCUGUGGCUAUCAAGGUUCUUGACAUCAACAAGACUGGCUCUAUAAGGAGCUUUCUGGCUGAGUGUGAAGCGCUGCGGAAUGUGAGACAUCGAAAUCUCGUUAAACUUAUCACAUCGUGCUCCGGCAUAGACUUCUCAAACAUGGAAUUCCGAGCUUUGAUUUACGAAUUUUUGACCAAUGGAAGCUUGGAAGCGUGGAUUCGAGGCCAAAGAAGCCAUGAAAGUGGAAGCGGACUCGAUAUUCUUGCACGAGUGAACAUUGCCAUCGACAUCGCCUCAGCAAUAAAUUACUUACACCAUGAUUGUGAGUUUCCCAUUAUUCAUUGUGAUUUGAAGCCAAGCAACAUUCUUCUAGAUGCAGACAUGACAGCAAAAGUAGGAGAUUUCGGAUUGGCUAGCUUACUUACAGAAAGUGGAAGGACCCAAAAUUCUAUCACUUCUACCCAUGUUCUAAAAGGUUCCAUUGGUUACCUUCCUCCAGAGUAUGGUUACGGAGUAAAGCCAACAAAAGCAGGAGAUGUGUACAGUUUUGGAGUAACAUUGUUGGAACUGUUUACAGGGAAGAAUCCAACAGAUGAAUGCUUCACAGGAGAACUGAAUUUAGUGAAAUGGGUAGAGUCAGGUUUCCGGAAAGAUGUGAUGGAAGUGAUAGAUAUCAAGUUGUGGAAGCAUAGUUUGGAUUUGGAGUAUGAAAAUCAAAACAUGAUCAGUUUAGGUAAGGUGAAGGAUUGUUUGAAGGAAACAAUUGAAGUUGCACUGUCAUGUACUGUGAAUUAUCCAGCAGAACGUAUUGACAUCAAAGAUGUAGUUUCAAAGCUUCAAAAUGCCAAAGAGAAGCUUAUUUGACUUAAUAAUGCAUUACUUUGUGAAAAGAUAAAAGGAAAAUAAAAGUAGUAUUCGUUCUUAUGAGCA